AUGGCCCUGUGGAUGCGCCUCGUGCCCCUGCUGGCCCUGCUGGCCCUCUGGGCGCCCAGCCCUGCCCGGGCCUUCGUCAACCAGCACCUGUGCGGCUCCCACCUGGUGGAGGCGCUGUACCUGGUGUGCGGGGAGCGUGGCUUCUUCUACACGCCCAAGGCCCGCCGGGAGGUGGAGGGCCCUCAGGCGGGGGACGUGGAGCUGGGUGGAGGCCCCGGCGCCGGCAGCCUGCAGCCCCCGGCCCUGGAGGGGCGCCCGCAGAAGCGCGGCAUCGUGGAGCAGUGCUGCACCAGCAUUUGCUCCCUUUACCAGCUUGAGAAUUACUGCAACUAG
Molecule: messenger RNA, 333 nt
Organism: Kogia breviceps (pygmy sperm whale)
Lineage: Eukaryota; Metazoa; Chordata; Mammalia; Artiodactyla; Physeteridae
Gene: INS
Product: insulin
Exons: 2
Coding region: 1-333 (110 amino acids)
Biological process (GO): glucose homeostasis; positive regulation of protein secretion
Cellular component (GO): extracellular region
Molecular function (GO): hormone activity
Source: RefSeq, a predicted model, not a curated record